GUAAAGUGGAUAGCGUCUAUUGUUGUGUAGAAUUAGUUGCGGAAAAAAGGCUUCGUCAACUAUAAAAAGAGAAUAUUACUAGGAUAAUGUGUUUCUAAGACUGGGAAGAACUUUCAGUCUGGGGAUUUUGCCUAUGUAACUGAAUGAUUACAUCAUCAAAGCCACAAUGAAUUUGAAGAGUUGAAAAAAUGCAUGCUUAAUACAUUGUUUCAUUCGUGUCCCGCCCCCCUCACUUAUGAGUGGUAUUGUCAAACUCUGUCACCAAUCAGUUAAUCUUAAUUUUCAACACAAGGCCUUGGGUUUUUCACAAAAGUUUUGUAUGGUUCUGCUGAUGUAGAAACUGUCUUCAAGGGAAGCUAGUUGAUAUUUUACAGUGUAUAAAUUUAGCAUGGCAUGUGGAUCCUCUGUAGUUAUAUUUGACAUCCUCAAUUUCAUCAAGAAAAUGAGUCAUCAAUGGAGUUCAGCCUCUGAACCCAAGGCAAGAUCCAAAUUUGGAAACAUGUGCUGACAACAUUCAUGCCAAGGUGACUCUUCUUCCAUCAAGCAAGUGUUUUAAAUGGAGCCCAUGGACGGCCUGCUGUUGAGAGAGAGAUGUAGCAGGUGAAGGGAAUUUAGACUCAUUAGAUCUAUCUCCAAGCUUCUCAGCUGUCCCAGCUGAUUGCAAACAAGACCCUCCCCCGGGGGGGGGGGGGAAGGUUGGGGAAACUUAUCAUGUAUUGAGUGCUCAAAAUGGUGCAUUUUCAUGCUUCCAUCAGUGGAGAGAAUUCUUGGCUCAAGACACAUUGUCUACUAUCUUUUCUAUGUUUAUGGGGUGACAUGGAAGCUGGACAACCAUGGAUCAAAGAUAUAGCCACAACUUGGUGAACUUGAGGCUGUCAAUCUCUCUCCUGCAGAUGAUCUGGAUGCUUCGUGACAAAAUAUUUUUUGGCAGCAAUGUUUUUAUAUAAAAGCAUGAUUUUCAAUUGAAAAUGGCUUGUCUUGAAGGGAGUUCCUUGUUUAACAGUUAACACAUGAAAAAGGUCAAGAGAAGAGCAUGUUGUCCAGAGACACUGAUAGCGCUGAUGGUGAAGGUAAAAAGUUGCACAAACUGGGGAAGUGCCGCUCCAGAUUUAGUAAGACAGAUUCUUCUGUUGAUUGUGGAGCUGAUGGAGAUGGUGAUCAGCAUGUUCAAGGGGUUACUUCCUCUCGAGAGGAAAAAGUUAGCAGUCUGAAGACUGGCUUGGUUCAUGUUGCAAGGAAGAUGCCCAAAAAUGCACAUGCUCAUUUCAUACUCGGCCAAAUGUACCAAAGGUUGGGCCAACCUCAAAAGGCUCUACUGGCAUAUGAGAAGGCUGAAGAGAUUUUACUUCGGUCUGAGGCUGAGAUUAGUCGGCCAGAGUUGCUUUCUUUAGUUCAAAUUCACCAUGCGCAGUGCCUGAUACUAGAAAGUGCCACGGAAAAUAGUUCAGAUAAAGAACUUGAACCUCAAGAACUUGAGGAAAUUCUCUCCAAACUAAAGGAGUCUGUGCAAUCAGAUAUCAGGCGGGCAGCUGUGUGGAAUGCCCUAGGAUUUGUACUUCUUAAAACUGGUCGUUUGCAGAGUGCGAUCACGGUACUGUCAUCAUUGUUGGCUAUGGCACCAGACAACUAUGAUUGCCUGGGAAAUCUUGGGAUUUCUUAUCUUCAAAGUGGGAAUUUGGAAUUAUCUGCAAAAUGUUUCCAAGAGUUGAUUCUAAAAGAUCAAAAUCAUCCUGCAGCUUUGAUCAACUAUGCCGCCCUUCUUUUAUGUAAAUAUGCUUCAGUUGUAGCAGGUGCCGGUGCAAGUGCUCCAGAAGGUGCUUCUCUAGACCAGGUUGCAGCUGUUAAUGUUGCAAAGGAAUGUUUACUAGCUGCAGUUAAAGCAGAUCCCAAAUCAGGACAUAUCUGGACAAAUCUUGCCAAUGCAUUUGCUCUCUGUGGUGAUCAUAGAAGUUCCAGCAAGUGCUUGGAGAAGGCAGCAAGACUGGAGCCCAAUUGCAUGUCUACUCGAUAUGCUGUUGCCAUCCAUAGAAUAAAGGAUGCUGAAAGAUCUCUAGAUCGGGAACAGCUUUCAUGGGCUGGAAAUGAGAUGGCGUCUAUUAUCAGAGAUGGCGAUUCAUCCUUGGUUGAGCUUCCCAUAGCAUGGGCUGGGCUUGCCAUGGUUCACAAGGCCCACCAUGAAAUAGCAGCCGCUUUUGAAACUGAACAGCAUGACCUGAUGGAAGUUGAAGAGCGUGCUGUUUGCAUUUUAAAACAGGCUAUAGCAGAAGAUCCAGAUGAUGCUGUGCAAUGGCACCAACUUGGCCUUCAUGGUCUCUGUACUCGGCAGUUCAAAACAUCUCAAAGGUACCUCAAAGCUGCUGUUACCCGUGACAAGAAUAGUAGCUAUGCAUGGUCAAAUCUAGGUAUUUCACUUCAACUGUCAGAAGAGCCUUCAAAAGCUGAAGAAGUAUAUAAACAGGCCUUAUCACUGGCCACAACACAACAAGCGCAUGCUAUAAUAUCCAACCUGGGGAAUCUUUAUCGCCAGCAGAAACAAUAUCAACGUGCCAAGGCAAUGUUUACAAAGUCACUUGAACUACAACCUGGCUACGCUCCAGCAUACAACAAUCUGGGUCUUGUUUUUGUUGCCGAGGGUCUGUGGGAAGAGGCCAAGUACUGUUUUGACAAAGCCCUCCAAUCAGAUCCAUUACUAGAUGCAGCAAAGUCGAAUGGGAUUAAGGCGGCUACCAUGUCAAAGUUGUGCAGAGGCCUCUCCUCAUGCAUUCUUGAAGAAUAAUUUUGCAUCUUAUUAAUGAUAGGUAGCUUUCAGUCCAAAAGGAAAAAAAUAUCGUAGGUAGUUUUUUCUGAAUUCUUGAAAUUCUUAUUUGCUGUAUAGAUGUCUAUUCUUACAUUUUUAAAUAUAGAAAAAUUAUUUACAAACAAACUUUAUUCGAAUAGGACUCGUGGCAUUGGCCCAACCCAAAGCAACUCAACAUUUCGAUGGGUCUGGUCAACUUGAGUCAAUUCAGGUUGACACUACCGUUUUUAGUGAAAACUGCUGCUUGCCUGCUAAUAAUUUCUCUGACUGUAGUGUUGGGACUC
This is a messenger RNA of Neltuma alba, 3081 nucleotides long. Its product is annotated as probable UDP-N-acetylglucosamine--peptide N-acetylglucosaminyltransferase SEC. Lineage: Eukaryota; Viridiplantae; Streptophyta; Magnoliopsida; Fabales; Fabaceae. Gene Ontology annotation, molecular function: protein binding. The record is from RefSeq and is a predicted model, not a curated record. The transcript is spliced from 11 exons. Bases 1034 to 2776 code for a protein of 580 amino acids.